AAAAAUAUUAUUUAAAAAAGUUAAUAAACCGUAUCGUAAGUAUAUUUAAAUAAAUUGAAGGCUUCUUGAGUGAGCGUUCUGUUCUCACGGGAACGCGCUUUCUUUCCAUUCACGGGCUUCAAUAUGAUUCCAGUGAGGCGCUCCCACUCUCCUACUGCGCAUUACAUUCACUCUAUUUUUCACUGUCAUCUUAUGCUUUGAUAUGUACGUUUACUCUUUCUGUAACUAGAAUGCGUUUUACUGUCAUUUACUUUGGGAAUUCAUACAAAUAUGGAAAACAUAGCGUCGAUAAAUGGCGCGCGCUCGGAAUACAUGGUAAGAUUAAUCCAGAGAUUCUACCAUGAACCAACUGCACAAUGAAAAAAUUACCUCAAUCUUGGGUCACCUAAAGGCAUGAUGGGAAAAGCUCUGAGGCUGUGAUCCCUUUACAUCCCCAUGUGUACCAUGAACAGUACUGCGUGGCCUUUGGACCUGGCUGAGUUCGCGAAACCUCGGGGCUUCAACAGCUCCCAAAGCCAGUCUGCCUCCACGAGCGGCUGGGCCUUGAUUCACACAGCCACCCUUGCCUCCUGCUCCCUCCUGUUGGUCCUCAUCUUCUGCCUCGGUUCUUACGGCAACCUGGUGGUUUUCUUGUCCUUCUUCGACCCGGCGUUCCGUAAGUUCCGCACCAACUUUGACUUCAUGAUCCUCAACCUGUCCUUCUGUGACCUUUUUAUUUGCUGUGUCACUGCGCCAAUGUUCGCGCUGGUGCUGUUUCUGGACGCUGGAGAUGCUGGAGGUGGAGUGUCAAAGGGCUUCUGCUUCGCCUUCCACCUCACAAGCUCGGGCUUCAUUAUUAUGUCCCUCGAAACCGUGGCGGUGAUCGCUCUGCAUAGACUCCGCAUGGUUCUGGGUCAGCAGCCCAACCGUACGGCCUCUUUCCCUUGUACCCUGGCCCUCACUGCACUGUUAUGGACCACCAGCUUCACGCUGGCAGCUUUGGUUACUUUGCGAGCAUAUCCAAGGAGUUCCGGGCCUUGCCUGCCCCAUUUUGGUCUGACAGGCAACAAGGCCAAGGUGGUGUUAUAUGUGUACAUUGCAGAUUUUGCUUUCUGUGUAGGUGUGGUGUCCAUCUCGUACCUUAUGAUCGCUCAGGCACUGAGGAAGAACGCACAGGUUCGGAAGUGUCCCAUUAUCACGGUGGAUGCGACGCGUCCACCUGUCUCUCAUCCGCCACUCAUUGCCGCUGGUUUCGAAGGCAUGCAGUGUACAGUGCAAGUACCCUCGUUUUACCGCAACCAAACGUACAACAAACUUCAGCACGUCCAGACACACUCUUUCACCAGGAGAACCAACCACCCCCUAGUGCCCGGGGCUGCAGCCGGAGCGACCUGCUGCCAGCUGGUCUCCACCGUAAACCUAGCCACGGCCAAGGACUCUAAAGCGGUAGUGACGUGCGUGGUGAUCGUGAUCUCCGUCCUGCUCUGCUGUCUCCCGCUGGGCAUUUCAUUGGCACAGGAUAUGGUGUCACCGGAGAGCAGCUUUGUUCACUACCAGUUUGAGCUGUGCGGAUUCGCCCUCAUAUUUCUCAAGUCCGGCAUCAACCCGUUUGUAUACUCGCGCAAUAGCGCCGGCCUGCGACGCCGCGUUCUCUGCUGCCUCCAGUGGCUGACGUUGGGCUUCCUGUGCUGCAAGCACAAGACACGUUUGCAUGCCAUGGGAAAGGGAAGCCUGGAGGUCAAUCGGAACAAGUCCUCGCACCACGAGACUAACUCGGCUUACAUGCUCUCGCCGAAGCCCCAGAGAAGGUUGGUAGACCAGGCUUGUGGACCCAGUCACUCCCGGGACAGCAUGCCUACCCCCUGUAUCACUGCCGGACGCAAACCCCGUCCCCCUAGCACAUCCACGCCCAUCAACACACGCAUAGAACCCUACUACAGUAUCUACAAUAGCAGUCCGUCGGCAGGACCAAGUUCCCCCAACACCCUACAGCCAGUCAACUCUCAAACCACCGCUUUCGCAAAGAGCUACGUGGCUAUGCACUACCACACCCAUCAGGAAGUGCUGCAGGACUUUGAUAGCACUUCAGCUCAUCAGAUUCCCAUCCCAUCAGUCUGAACUUACCGCCGCCAUUGGGAAACAUCAUACUACUCGCUCAGUAUCCCAAACGGAGACCUUUAAAGUUUUCGCUUGUGGUGUUUUGCUCAAGGGACAAUGUGCAUCACUGAAUAUCAAAUAAAAGAUCAGAAUCAGAAUCAGAAGAGCUUUAUUGCCAAGUGUGCUUGCACACACAAGGAAUUUUCUUUGGAUGAACAACAAGGGACAUCCGAUUCAGACUGUUGAAAGUAGUCGCUGUUGCUUUCCUUCAAGUGAUAUCGCUGGCAUUUGCUGGACUGAAGGAUGUUCUAUUUUUACAUUGACAUGACAUUUUCAUGUAAUAGUCUUCAUUCAGAUAAUGUAUUUGUGGAAACAUCCUGCAUUUUAUAUAUCAACUUAUUAAAUGUUUUGCAAGUGCAUCUUGCCAUGUUCCAUGUCUUUGUUUUAAAACCAGUUAUUUAAUACCAGUGUUUUUGCUUUGUCAACCACUUAAGUGUACUUGUACCGUUGUUUGAGAACCUUACCGAUCUUUCAAGCUGGUCUAUACAGUCUCUGUGAGCACAACUUAUCCAUCUAAAGGAAUGCUAGCACCAUCUAGUGUGGGUAAGUGUGACCCAGUCGGUGAAAACCAAGCAAAAAUCAUUUUUUGUGAUUUAAUGGUUUCUACAUAAAAUGUAAAGAACAUUCCUUGUAACAAUAAGACUCAUAUCUUUAAGAUUGGCCGAGUAAUGCUGUGUCAAAGGUUGAAAUUAAAGAGAAAUUAAAGGAGUUCACCCAAAAAUGAAAAUUCUGUUUUCAUUUACUCACUCUCGAGUUAUUACAAAUCUGUAUAGUUUUUUGUUCUGAUGAACACAGAGAAAGAUAUUUGGAGGAAUGUAACCAAACAGUUCUUGGCCACCAUUGACUACCAUAGUAGGAAAAAAUGUCUUUGUUCUGUUGAACACCAAAGAAAGAGGUCAAAGAAGAAUGUAGAAAAACAAACAGUUCAGGGACACUUUUGACUACCAUUGUAAUUUUUCGUACUAUGGAAGGCAACGGAGGCCAAGAACUGUUUGGUUACAAGCAUUCUUUCAAAUAUCUUUCUGUGGUCAUCAGAACAGAAAUGUAUACAGAUUUGGAACAACUCGAGGGCGAGUACAUUAUGACCAUUUUUAUUUUUGGGUGAACUCUCCCCACUUUAAAGCUCAUAAAUCUCUCAAUUAGAUUUUGAGACUUUAGCCUGGUUUUCACA
This is a messenger RNA of Triplophysa rosa, 3307 nucleotides long. RefSeq names its product G protein-coupled receptor 75 (gene gpr75). Gene Ontology annotation, molecular function: C-C chemokine receptor activity. Gene Ontology annotation, cellular component: membrane. The transcript has 2 exons. The record is from RefSeq and is a predicted model, not a curated record. The coding region runs from base 436 to 2097 and encodes 553 amino acids. Gene Ontology annotation, biological process: G protein-coupled receptor signaling pathway. Lineage: Eukaryota; Metazoa; Chordata; Actinopteri; Cypriniformes; Nemacheilidae.